Messenger RNA from Thyridium curvatum, 657 nucleotides. RefSeq lists its product as uncharacterized. The transcript is spliced from 4 exons. The record is from RefSeq and is a predicted model, not a curated record. Bases 1 to 657 code for a protein of 218 amino acids. Lineage: Eukaryota; Fungi; Ascomycota; Sordariomycetes; Thyridiales; Thyridiaceae.
AUGAAGUUCACCGUCUCUCUUCUGUCUCUUUUCGUCGCAUCUCUGGCGGCUGCCCCCUCGCCCGUCCAGAGCGCAGAUGCAAAGAUCGCCAUGAUCCAGGCCGAGGCCGAGGCUUCGGCAUCCCCUGUGCCCUCCCCAUCGCCUGCUCCAUCUCCUUCAGCUGCUCCCGCCAGUCCUAGCACCAACCCUAUCGUCUGGCCGACCACCCAGCGUCAAAAGAUCGCUAUUCAGCAGGCCGGGAGUGCUGCGGGCACUGUCGGUGACCAAUGCCCGUACAACAAGAAGUUCAAGGACCUGUACAUUCCCGGCGUCAACUUGAAGGACCUCAGCUACUGCGCGCAACUUUGCUUCCGUGACGCCUGGAACCUUUCCGAAUGCUGCGCGCCCACCCGGCGUUGCGCUUGCAGCAGCAAGUGGCAACCUCCACUACGCAGAAUGCCGACUGUUAAGGACCAGGACUCGAAGCCCAUCAAGGAGGGCGAUACAGUAUGGACAAAGAUUCGCGGCGGGAAGAGAGAGGGUGAAGUCGAAAGAGUCGUAACGUCCGAGGAGGAAGCCAAGAGCGAGGGCGUCAAGAACCCCCCAAAGGUGUUGUUCACUGACCAGCACGGGCAUGAUGUGGCCCAUAACCCCGAGACGUUGCAGCACUCCAAGUAA